Molecule: messenger RNA, 2983 nt
Organism: Salvelinus sp. IW2-2015
Lineage: Eukaryota; Metazoa; Chordata; Actinopteri; Salmoniformes; Salmonidae
Product: delta-1-pyrroline-5-carboxylate dehydrogenase, mitochondrial-like
Molecular function (GO): L-glutamate gamma-semialdehyde dehydrogenase (NAD+) activity
Source: RefSeq, a predicted model, not a curated record
AUUGUAUCGGUUGCCUGAAGUGGUCUUAUAAGGGUGUGUUGUUAUUAGAUUGUCCUUUUUCUCUCUACAUAUUUUCCAUUGGAACAUGCUGCGUGUGAGAUCAGCAUUCUAUCAGUCUUGGAGGGGGUUCAGGACCUUCCCCUAUGCAGCUGUUGAGGUGAAGAAUGAGCCCAUCCUGGGAUUCAACGAGGGCAGUCUAGAGAGGGCCGAGCUGCAGAAGGCCCUGGAUGACCUGAAGGGGAAGACAGAGGAGAUUCCCUGUGUGGUUGGAGACCAAGACAUCAGAUACCAGCUAUCGCCCUUCAACCACUCUCACAAACUGGCCAAGUUUUGCUAUGCUGACAAGGAGCUGCUCAACAAGGCUAUCUUGGCCUCUGUGCAGGCACGGAGGGAAUGGGACCUAAAACCCAUCCAGGACCGAGCCCAGGUCCUCUUUAAGGCUGCUGACAUCAUCAGUGGACCUAAGAGAGCUGAGAUUCUGGCCAAAACCAUGAUAGGCCAGGGUAAAACAGUGGUGCAGGCAGAGAUUGAUGCAGCUGCAGAGCUAAUAGACUUCUUCCGGUUCAAUGCGAAGCACGCUGUUGAACUGGAGAGCCAGCAGCCCCUGGACAGUGAUGGUAGCACCAACACCAUGCUCUACCGUGGGCUGGAGGGUUUCAUAGCUGCUGUUGCCCCAUUUAACUUCACUGCAAUUGGUGGAAACCUGGCAGGUACACCUGCUCUCAUGGGUAAUGUAGUUCUGUGGAAGCCUAGUGACACAGCCAUGUCAGCUAGCUACGCUGUCUACAAUGUCCUCCGGGAUUCAGGGUUGCCCCCCAACAUCAUCCAGUUUGUGCCGGCUGAUGGACCAGUAUUUGGAGACACCAUCACCUCCUCUGAACACCUUGCUGGCAUCAACUUCACUGGCAGUGUCCCUACCUUCAAGCACCUGUGGAAACAGGUGGCCCAGAACCUGGAUGUCUACAAGAAUUUUCCUCGGGUGGCAGGAGAAUGCGGCGGUAAGAACUUCCAUUUUGUGCACAAGUCAGCAGAUGUGCAGAGUGUCGUGACUGGGACCAUCCGCUCAGCGUUUGAGUAUGGAGGGCAGAAGUGCUCGGCCUGCUCCAGGAUGUAUGUACCAGACUCUCUGUGGCCCCAGAUCAAACAGGGGCUCCUGGACAUCCACAAGCAGCUCAAAGUGGGAGACCCCGUGGAGGACUGGAGUACAUUCUUCUCUGCUGUGAUUGAUGACAAGUCCUUUGCUCGUAUUAAGAAGUGGUUGGACCAUGCCAAGUCUUCCCCUAAGUUGAACAUUAUUGCUGGGGGCCACUGUGAUGACAAGAAGGGUUACUUUGUGGAGCCCACCAUCAUUGAGAGCACAGACCCACAAGAAGCCAUCAUGGCCGAGGAAAUCUUUGGGCCAGUUCUGUCUGUCUAUGUUUACCCUGAGAACGACUACCUGGAAGUUCUGCACCUGAUAGACAACACAUCACCAUAUGCCCUGACAGGAGCUGUCUUUGCUCUCGAUAAGAAUGUUGUGAAUGAGGCAGCCAAAGCCUUGCGGAACGCUGCAGGAAAUGACUAUGUGAACGACAAGUCCACUGGCUCUAUUGUCGCCCAGCAACCAUUUGGUGGCGCCAGAGCUUCAGGUACUAAUGACAAACCUGGUGGUCCUCACUACAUACUGCGAUGGACGUCCCCACAGGUGGUCAAGGCCACCCACGUCCUGCUCCGAGAAUGGAAGUACCCCUAUAUGGGUUAAAAAGACAGUACUCUACCCCUUCCUCACCUACCUAGGCCUCCCUCAUCCAAUCCUAGUUCUGUAGAGGAAUCUGUAGGCGUUUUCUCCAGUCAAGACGGACAAUGAAAUGAAGAGAAAAAUACUCUACUUAUUCAUCCAAGUUUUGUCCAUUUUUGCCCUUAUAAGUAUGCACUGAAUCUACACACAAGUACGAAUGUAAUUAUUAGCUGUUCUAAAUUGAAAGUGGGAGCACUUCAUGAGAUCAGCAGGAGCUGCAGCUGACCCAGCCAAGUUGCCUGCUAGCUGUACAGAAGAAUGACAAUAUGAAAACGUCCCAUGGAUCCACAGACAUAGUAAAACUGUGUGGUCUACCAUGGAUUCCACAGACGUAAUAAUCAAUCAUCUGUUUUUAAUCAAAUGGCUGCUAUGUGCUUUUUUACCAUCUCAGUACAGACUGGUCCUGAGAUGUAGACUACUCACUGUUAGGUUGUCUCCGCCUGUUCUGUCCUAAGGAAAGUAUUCAAAGAGUUGUUAAGCAUCAAAUACUUUAUGAGAGGAAGAUGGUUUUUUUAUUCAUACAAAACGGACUAUGUAUUAUAAAAAUUAACUGACCGUCUAUCACCUUAACAUCCUUUGACAAAAACAAUAACACUGAGUUUCGACCAUGAAUAUUUCAUGACAGCUAAAGUUCAAGUAUCAAAAUGUUUAUAAUUUUAAGUGUUUGUGAUGGCAAAAAGAGGGAAGAAUGGUUAUCUUCCUUUUUUGGUGCUAAGAAAGUCCUUACUAACAGUCCUUAACCUAAACUCAGUUCCUCGCUGUGUUAUGAUUGAUUUGCUGUAUUGUCACACUAAUACUCCUCCUCCUGACUGUCUCUGAUAGGAAAGGUGAUGUACUUGACUUGUUACACUUGAGCUAUGGCUGUAGGAGGACCAUGUGUUUAUUUAUAAAGCCCUCAGCAUAUGUCACAAAGUGCUUAUACAGAAACCCAGCCUAAAACCCCAAAGAGCUGUAAUGUAAAGAUGUAAAGUACAGUAGCUAGGAAAAACUCCCUAGGAAGAAACCUAGAGAGGAACCAGGCUCUCAGGGGUGGCCACUCUUUUGGCUGUUCUGGGUGGAGAUUUAUAAUAGUACGUGGUCAGAUCGUUCUUGAAUAUGUUCAAACGAGAGGGUCGGAAACAGCAGGUCCUGGACAAGGUAGCACGUCCAGCACGUGACAGCCAGGAGUCGUCAUGCCAGGUAGUCCUGAGGGAUGGUCCUCUGGGA